Scleropages formosus (Asian bonytongue) is the source of this 804-nucleotide messenger RNA. RefSeq names its product histidine triad nucleotide binding protein 2 (gene hint2). The transcript is spliced from 5 exons. The record is from RefSeq and is a predicted model, not a curated record. Lineage: Eukaryota; Metazoa; Chordata; Actinopteri; Osteoglossiformes; Osteoglossidae. The coding region runs from base 23 to 565 and encodes 180 amino acids. Gene Ontology annotation, molecular function: catalytic activity.
UCGGUGCCGCGGAGCCCGCAGCAUGAGCUUUGCGACUCGGGCUGUGCGCGCGCUGCCUCGCGCGGUCAGCGCCCUUCCCCUCCGCGCGCCGCUCUCCUCGCGCGCCGUCGCUGCCUGUGCGGAGACUCCGAGUCAGACUCAGAGGCGCCGUUACUGCGCGCCGAAGGGACGCGAUGAAGAAGAAGCCCUGGCAGCUGAAGCCUGGAGGAGGAGAUACGGCAGCCCCGAAGCCACCAUCUUCUCCAAAGUGCUGGACGGCUCCCUGCCCGCAGACAUCAUCUUCGAGGACCGCAGGUGUGUGGCGUUUCGGGACGUCAACCCUCAGGCUCCUGUCCAUUUUCUGGUCAUUCCCAGAAUUCCCAUCCCGAGGAUCAGCGAAGCCAAAGACGACGACGCUGAGCUCUUAGGUCACCUCCUAGUGGUGGCUAAAAACAUGGCACGACGCGAGGGGCUGCAGGAGGGCUACCGGGUCGUGAUCAACGACGGGAAGCACGGCUCCCAGUCUGUCUACCACCUCCACGUGCACGUGCUGGGCGGGCGGCAGAUGAAAUGGCCCCCAGGGUAGCGGAGCAGCACCACAUCGAACGUUGCAGCCCUGGGCUUCUGCUCACAUGACCUGCACUUGUGCAACACUGAUUUUUCUCCAACGAUUUUGAGUAGAUUGAACGCAGAGGCAUGUAGUGAAAGCUUUGUGCUCUAGGUAUGGUGGUACGUUGCUGAGACCCCCCAUGAGCAGACAGGACCGUUCUGGUGAAAGUGUCUGUGCUACAAAAGUGUCCAAUAAAUCAAGUAUCAGCCAGUGAA